Messenger RNA from Gongylonema pulchrum, 765 nucleotides. The record is from the annotation of a GenBank genome assembly. NCBI's taxonomy places the organism in Eukaryota, Metazoa, Nematoda, Chromadorea, Rhabditida, Gongylonematidae.
AUGAUAAGAUGUAAAGCGGCGCAAACAGAAACGAUGCUUCUGCUGCUAAAAUCGGAUAGUCAUCCAGUUUUGGCGGCUGCUGCUCUGGAUGAAGCUGUUGAUCAUUUUGGGCAACAAAUGAUUUAUCUGCUGCUCUCACCACAUGCCGACAUCCAGCUCGAUUUCUUGGAUCGUGUACGCAUCAAUACCAUAAAGCAUUUCCAGGUCUUCUUCCCGUUACCCUUUGUGCAGUACCAUCCGCAAAUCAUAAGUGCGAGUGAAGCACUGCAAGCUGCAAUGAAAGGUGCUAGUGUGAACAAUCAGGCAGCACGGGAGAUGGGCGAAGUGGAUCGGGAUGCUCGAGCAGCACCGAAGACAUUUGCCGAUGGUUCCGAGAUGUUUAUGAGCAAAUUUCGCGAUGCCACGUUCAAAAGAAACAUCAGACCACUGGUCGUUCACAAAGACAAAGGUCAUUUUGAUUCCUCGGAUUUCUCGGUAUUUUCACUGUAUGGAGCGGAUUACAUUCGUGCACGCUCACGUCUCGACAACAAAUCGGUGCUGCUGGAUCUUUCAUCACUGUUUCUUGGACAACAGGAAGUGCAUAUGAUGCGUGCUGUCGAGCCAACACUGCGUUUGCGAUACUACACUCGAAUCUGUGAUCCAGAGCUGGUCGAUUCGGAUUAUGCUCGUUGCCUGCUCAGCCGACGUGAAGGCAUUGCCUCGAAAGCACAGCUAGCGAAUCUGUUAUUCAGCCGAAGGAUGGAGGACGCUGCUGCUCCGGCUUAG